Molecule: messenger RNA, 3824 nt
Organism: Haliotis rufescens (red abalone)
Lineage: Eukaryota; Metazoa; Mollusca; Gastropoda; Lepetellida; Haliotidae
Exons: 5
Coding region: 1647-3785 (712 amino acids)
Molecular function (GO): protein binding
Source: RefSeq, a predicted model, not a curated record
GGCUAAUCAACUGGAUGGUUACUCGUAGUUGCGACAUGUUUCGCAAAAAUCGAUAGAGCAGGAGUAGAUGACACAGACUACGGGUAAAUGAGAAGACAACAACUGAACGACAUUGUGCAAAGUGACUCAAGAGUUUCAACGAUACAGGGUACAAACAAUUGUUUGGGACAUACAUCCUGAUAUCCUUUCUGUGGCAAUUCACCAAGUACCUCAAUGGACAUAUUAAUAACCAGAACCGAGAAUCAUAUGUGGUUUGUUCUUCAGAUUAAGGAAACCUUGGAAAUACAAGGAGAUCGUCACAAGAUAUGUGUCAACCCUGCGCAUCUCUUGAACGUGAAUAUAGACAGUAUAGCUCUGCUCCACACAGCUUUACCGUUCACGCAGACAGAAGCAUCAUCACAGGUCCAAAAAGGAAUAAGGAGGUCAAGAAGGGGAAGAAGAAGAUCCUCCAGGACAUAGAGAAGAAAGUGUCAGCUCUCAGGAACACGCUCGGGGGACAUCUGCUGGUUCACCUACACGGACAGAAGGAGGGAGACAGGUAUCUGGAGUACUUCCACGAGUUUGUGGACAAAACUCUACAGGACUUGAUUGAGUGUGGAUCUUCCUAUGUGGACACAUAUCGCACAACAUGGUUGCAUGAGACAAUAGGCUUUGAAAACUAUCAAGAUGUUUUAUUGAUAGAUGUAGCUCUCACGUGUGGAAUUUCGACGGCAAAUGUUAACACCAAGAUAUGCAAUGACUUUGAAAAAACAAAUCCGACAACUUUUAAUUUAGUUUCCUUGCUGGCACAUUCUCGAUACGAGGCAUCACAUGGUGCACCUGCUUUAAAGGGAAUUGAUCAAGACAAGCUGCAGCUGUACCAAGAAUCUCAGAAUGUUGAACUGAAACUGUUCUGGCCAAUGAAUGACAUCUCACAUGUGCAGUAUAUUUGGGAAGAUCUUAAACUCAAGGACAAUAUAACGUCUUUCUCUAAAGUUCCUGGUGGAGGAUCGUUUUUUGUGGGAGUAGAGGAAAGAGAGGUCACGGAGAAUGGUUACAAGACUAAAGUUCCCCAUUUUGUCGGAUUUCAGGUUGAUAAUCCAGAAGAACUUAAGGAUGAUCUGUCCAGGAAGGUAGAGGAGGAACUGUGUGUGUUAUCUUUCACUGGUCAUUUUUGUGACCCACCGUCUGAUCUCGUCAAGAUAGGAAUCCAUAGACUACCUGACGUGGGAAACAAGUGUGUACUGGAAGUAGCAGUGAGGUUCUUUGGUGGAAUUGUCUUCUAUGACAAACAGGGGCCAAGAAUUUAUGAAAUACAGAAACAUGGUAUAUUCAGAAUGAAAAGGACUGAGUGGCUACGAAGAAUCCGGCAGCUCCCUUCGUGGAAAGGGAUACAAACAAUGAGAAGGAGACAGAGAACGAAAACAAUCUAAACACACAGAUAAAAGAUGUGUAGUGAAUACAGUGACUGUUUCUUUUUUCAUGAAUGUUGUUAUGCAAAUAUAUUUAGCUAUGCAGGGUACUUGACAUUAAGUUGAAAAACAUAGUGAUUGGCUUGACACUUGGAUUUCCAAUAUUUUAAGAGAAUAUAGGAAAAAGAUUUCACUGUUUGUCUUGUGUCAUUGGGGGAAGAUUCCCUCAAAGAGCGCUAUCCCACAGAAGUCACAAUGUCAUCCAACGAGAGUGAAGACUCGGAUUUGUCCAGCACCUACAGCUCUGACGUGGAGGUGCAGCACUCCAUCACCAGACCACGACCGACAGCAGGGGUCAAGUAUCUGGACUUUGACGAUAUGGACUAUUCCUAUGCAGUAUUUGAAACACCUGACAUUGCAGACUGCAUUCAUCCAAUAGACGUGAAGCUAUUUGUAAGGCCGGAUAUUUUAACAUCCGUCAAAUCCAUACCUAAUUUAAACUUCGUCUACAUCAACUCCCCUGCGCUGACGUUCCUGGAGCCAGAGGUGGAGGUGCCAGCUCCACACAGCGUCAUCUGCGACGCCUACAUCUUUACAACAGACGGAGUGGUUCUCGUCCUGACGUUUGUUUCCAGAGAUGAGCCUGACGCUGUUUUUUACAACUCCACACAGGCCCGGGCUCUGACUGUCGCUGUCAGGAGCAGAACUUACACAAACUUUCGUCCCGUGCAUGGCGUCAUAUCGCCAGAUAUAUACAAAUGUUCUGGUAACUUCCUGUCCAGGAUCCAGCAACUUCACAAAACUGCAGCGCAUGUGUCUGUACAUCAGUCCUUGACUUCCAGAGAUGGGAAGAUGGUUGACAUAUUCAGGACGAUGACUCAGCACCAAAGGCCAUCAAGAAAACUCACAGAUUGGAAGAGAUUAUUUGUGAAGACAGCUGCCUACCAGGAAGUCCGAGACCAGCUACAACAACACAACCUGGUGAUGCUGACUGGUGGUCCUGGGGAAGGUAAGACCACAAUAGGACACAUGCUGUGUUGUGACUACCAGCAACAAGGAUACAACACAGUCUUCUACAGCAGAUGGGAGCACUUCAACAUGGAUGUAUUCCAGGCAACUAAACCUACACUGGUGGUGAUUGAUGACAUGCCAGAGCACUGGGUAUAUUCAAACUUUGUCAGUGAGAUACGCAAGAAAACUUAUACCAACAAGCUUGUUUGUGUUCUUAUUAUAUGCCUGACCUGCAAACGAGAUACCUUCAAUCGAAAGACGGACAUAACACAGAUAGGAAGACAGAACUGGGACAGAACAAAGCAGGAAUAUUCCCAGAUGCUGCAGAUGCAGACAGACAUUCCAUCGGACACACGGGAGGAGAUCAUAGCUAACCUUCCUUCAUAUGUCGGUUUCCCCAAGGUCAUCAAACACUUCUCUCAACACAGACCUACCACAGAUCCCAUAACAUUUUUCGCAUCUCCUCACUCACAUUUCAGUAAAGAAAUAGAAAGAUUACUUAGAAUUGUUGAUUAUUCUGCUGCAGUAAUAUAUAUCUUGGUUUCGGGCAACAAAUUGAAAGACAGCUAUCGGUAUAAGUAUGAAAGUGACUAUGGUGUGAGAGAGGAUCAGUCUCUCUUUCCCGAAUUAAGAACAGAUAAUCUUCCUGACAUGUUACACACAUUGUGCGCCACCUAUCUAUGUCAGUCUGGCAAAAAUAUUAGUUUCACAGACCCUGUCAUAUAUGACGCCUGUGUGUUUGUUGUUGACAACAAGUUUCCUGGAGUUCUCUGGAAAAACAGCAAAGUUAUAUGUGAGACUGGCAACAAGAAAUCUCUCCCAGACAUACCUUAUAAAACCAUCUUCAUCUCCAGUCACAACACAGACAUGUUACUGACAAAGCUGGUAGAAGACACAAGGAGAGGGAAGUUCAGACACACAUUCAGUCACCCAGUUCUUAGCAGUGAGGACAACAUAGACAGGUUCCUGACACAGCUCGAGGACAGUUUUAUGGAUGUUCUACAAUCACAGGAUACAGCUGAUUCGUCCAUGGGUUCAAGGAGCUUCUUGUACUGGGUCCUACAGUCUCGCAACGAUUACCUGUGUCAGAAGGUGUUACAGAAACAGGAACUGUCACAGGUACAUGUCAGUGAAGAACUAGCUUGUUGUAUCAGACUACAUGACACCAAGUCCUUCCUGUAUCUACGGCAGCAGCUGCUUGGUCUACAGAGGGGAGAUAUCACCUAUACACCAAACUAUACAGAUGAUGAUGGAAACUCUCUUCUUAUGAUGUCUGUGGGCAGAAAUAAUGCCAACAUGGUCAACAUCUUACUGAAACAUGAGGCAGAGUGUCUGAUCAAAAACAAAGUCGGACAUUCUGCCCUCCAUCUCAUUGAGGCCUGAUUGAGGGGAUAUACAGAUGUUGCCAAGUUACUGCUUCCC